This is a messenger RNA of Ficedula albicollis (Collared flycatcher), 2626 nucleotides long. It is a transcript of the gene GSG1L, whose product is annotated as GSG1-like. The coding region runs from base 419 to 1378 and encodes 319 amino acids. Lineage: Eukaryota; Metazoa; Chordata; Aves; Passeriformes; Muscicapidae. The transcript is spliced from 7 exons. The record is from RefSeq and is a predicted model, not a curated record. Gene Ontology annotation, cellular component: plasma membrane.
CUCUGCCCAUCCCUCCGGGAGCAGGGCACAGCCAGCCCGGCAGGCUGCAGGUGUCUCCCGGCGGAGGAGGCUGCGGAGCCCCGCGGGAGGAUGCUGCGCGCUGGCCCGGCAGAUGCCGCCUCGCCCCGGGAGCUGCUCGGGAGGCAGAGCCGCCCCGCGCUGAAGCUCCGCGGCUGCGAGGGACCGGCAGCUGCUCCUGGAGCCCGCAAAGGCUGCGAGUGAACGGCGAGGAUGGGAGUGUGCCCGCACCGCUUCCCUCAGCGCUUCUACAGCUCGCCGCGAGCAGCUGAGAGUUUUGAUGCCUGGACAACUGGAUUCUGAAUCGUGAGAGGCUUUGAAACCCACCCCCCCCUCCCAAAUAAAACAAACCCCUUUGACUUCUUCUCUCGGCAGGAGGGGGAGGGAGGGCGGAUUUACCAUGAAGACAAAUCGAAGAUGCAGAGCCCUGCUAGCAGUGAGUCUGAAUCUGAUGGCUCUCCUCUUCUCUACAACAGCUUUUAUCACGACCCACUGGUGUGAGGGCACACAGAGGGUCCCCAAGCCGAGCUGUGGGAAAGAGAAGAAGACAAACUGCCUCAACUACGGCGGGAAUGAGACUGCAAAUGAGACGAACCAGAAUGUGGUUCAUUACAGCUGGGAGACGGGAGAUGACCGCUUCCUUUUCAGGUAUUUCCACACUGGGAUCUGGUACUCCUGUGAGGAAAAUAUCAAUGCUGCUGGUGAAAAAUGUCGAAGUUUUAUUGACCUUGCCCCGGCUUCUGAAAAAGGUGUGCUGUGGCUCUCAGUGGUGUCCGAGGUGUUGUACAUCAUGCUGCUGGUCGUCGGGUUCAGCCUCAUGUGCCUCGAGCUCUUUCAUUCAAGCAGUGUCAUAGAUGGGCUCAAGUUAAAUGCCUUUGCUGCUGUCUUCACUGUGCUUUCAGGUCUCUUGGGGAUGGUGGCACACAUGAUGUACACUCAAGUGUUCCAAGUGACUGUCAGCCUUGGGCCAGAGGACUGGCGACCACACUCCUGGGACUAUGGAUGGUCCUUCUGUCUGGCGUGGGGCUCCUUCACCUGCUGCAUGGCUGCCUCUGUCACCACCCUCAACUCCUACACCAAGACCGUCAUCGAGUUCAGGCACAAGCGCAAAAUCUUCGAGCAGGGCUUCCGAGAAGAGCAGAACUUCCUGGACCAGGAAGCCAUCAAGUACUUCAGAGAAAGGGCUGAGGAGGAGAGGGCUGAGGCUGGGGACCUGAGGUUACAGUGCCUCCAUAGCUGCUCCCCAAAUAGAAAGAUGUGUGCAGUUUCAUGCAUCUAUUUCCUUGGAAAGAAAGCAAGUGAUCCUUCAUUCAGCAGGAGGGAGCCUUGGGAGAGUGACUUGCUGGCUCUGCGCUGUUAAAAUUUGGAAACCUCAUGGCAUUUUGCUGCCUCUGUCUUGCUGAGAUGCACAUCUCAGCCACAUACUCAUGGAAGCUUGGUGUCUGUAACCCCAACCCCUGAGGGUCCUGCUCCCUCCCCAGACCUGCUGGAACAGCUCUCCAGUCCCAUGUCACUGCAGGUGGUGUCCCCAUGAUAGUGCUGGCACUGCUCUCCAGCUCAGUUUGUCAUCAGUUCACUUGGUGACUCCUGCUCCUUGAAAAUGUCAUGUCAGUCAUGGACCUUUCCACAGGCAGAUCCAUGUCCUCCAUUCUCACAGGCCUGAAAAUGUCUCUUGGUACAAAAUCGAUCUGGGUCAUGUUUCCUGAGGAAGUUCCUCACCUGCCAAGCUCCUGCAGGUGCUCAAAUGUGCUUAUUUUAUUAUUGAAGCAUGUCCAGAGGUCUUUGUUUCAAAGAACCAAUAACAAGUCUUGACAAUAGGUGUUCCAAGCAAUAGGCUCUGCUGUCCUAUGGCCAGCCCUGUCCCAAGUGCUCCCACUUAAAGGACCCAGAGCUCACCCACAGAGUGCUGACAGCACUGGGAAAGAAAACCCCAAACCAGAAGCCCAGAGUCAGGUUAAAGAGACCAUGCCUCAAUAUUCCAUCAGGCUCAGCCUCACAUCCCUUACCUUCUGUAAUGAAAUCAAAUCAAUAUUAAUGAAGUGACAGGAGUGAAGUUGUGCUCUCAGUUCACUGUUUGCUUACAAAUCCAAUAGAAGCUGCAAAAUGCUCAUUAUCCAUGCUUAUUAGGGAGGAAAACCCAUUAGUUACUGCUGCUUGGGAUGGCACAAAGCCUCACAAUGCUCAGAUGAGCCUCUCCUUCCUCGAGCAAGUCCACCAAGCCAGAAGUGGCCUGGGCCUGACCCCAGGAUCCUCCUUGGUGCUGGUUCCAGGUCCCACACUCCCAGUCCUUGUCACAUCCCCCGUUCCAGGGGCCAGCAGAGGAUGGAGGACGGCGUGAGAAGGGCUUGGCUAAAGGCAGAGCAGCCACCAAGGUCACCCUGACCCCAAGGGGGGUGUGGAAGGAGGGCACACAUCACCUGGAGCAGACCAGCCCAGCAGCCACAGCAGAGGAAGCGCCAGCAGGUGACUGGCAGCACUCCAUGGACACUUCCCACGGGGUGGUCAGUGCCAGCAGGACGCCAGAGGCACCACCUGGAGCUGCUCCUGCUGCUCUCCCCACAAACACUCCCUCCUGCAGGACCUGCCAGGAGGAGGCUCCGCCUGAACC